This is a messenger RNA of Cordyceps militaris CM01, 1182 nucleotides long. RefSeq lists its product as uncharacterized. Bases 1 to 1182 code for a protein of 393 amino acids. The record is from RefSeq and is a predicted model, not a curated record. Lineage: Eukaryota; Fungi; Ascomycota; Sordariomycetes; Hypocreales; Cordycipitaceae. The transcript has 4 exons.
AUGGGUGCCUUUGAUCACGGGGCGCGUGGCGGGUGCCCUUUGGACAAGCUCGCUGCAAGCAUCAUCAUUGAAACAUCCACCGGUUCUCAAUACAAUAUCGACAAUAUGCCGUGGUAUUAUCCGCAGAUUCGCAAAGACUUCAACACCAGUACUGAGAAGUUCAGAUACUGGCGGGAUCAUAAAUAUGGGCUGCGAUUCACAAAGUUCGACAUUGGCGAGGAUGAGGUCUGGGGGUCCCUCCACGAGCGAUUCAACACGGCGCCCAUGACGAUCAUGGACCGGGAGGCGUGGCACACGGACGUCGUGGAUAUUCUGCUCAAGUCAGACACGGUCGACGAGUUGUACGCAGAGCUGGAGAAACGCAAAAAGCAACGGCUCGACGAGCUGACCACGGCCAUGACCAGCAGGAAGCAUCCCACCGGCUGGUACAGCAUGCCCUCGGAGCCACUCAAGCAGCUAGCUCGCGCCGUGACCGUGUUUCAAGACACAGCGACCAUGUAUAGUGCUGUACUAGUAGUUGACGCCAUGACCAAAGUUGAGCAGGUCGAACACGAGGUGCAAGACCGCGAAUCAAAGAAGAGAAUUGCACUGAGCAUCAAGGCUCGAAGAGAACGUCGGAUACAACGUCGUAUACAGCGUCAGAGAAGAGAGGCCCUCCAGAACCAGUCGCCGGCCGACGCAACUACUCCAGUAAAGCCCGGCCGCAUGUUGACCCCGCCAGACGACGAAUCGCCCGGUAGAGAGCACGAUGCUGCCGGCGACGACACGAAGAAGAGAAAGCGUGAGGAUGCGGAUACGGACUCGGAAAGGGAGAGCGGCAGCAGCAAGAGCCGGCCGGAUACCGCCACGCCGCCGACGGAAACUCGCAGUCGUGCGGCCAGCCCGGCAGCCGUCGCAUCGCCGACGUCGUAUUGUGGAAGCAGUGAUUUUUCUGACAGAGAGGAAGAGUGGGAAUAUAAAGCUCAACUGCUUGGUGAGAUGUCAGCAAAGUAUGCGAAUCAAGAAUCACGUCGGUGCGGCUGUUGCCCCGACCCCACGUUGAACCCCAUCGGGGACCCGGACGAGCAGCGAGUCCCUACCAGGAUAUGUUUCGAGGCCUGCGGUUUCCGACAGAUUGAUAUACUGCCAGACGAUUCACUCAUCGAGGCACAUGACAGAAGCACGCUUCCCCAUCAGCAGUAA